Messenger RNA from Chara braunii, 3534 nucleotides. Lineage: Eukaryota; Viridiplantae; Streptophyta; Charophyceae; Charales; Characeae. The record is from the annotation of a GenBank genome assembly.
UUGAUUGUUCUACCCCUGUKCCCACCCUCCCUACCCUCCCCGUACUCUGUGACCACCGGGUUUCUCAAGUACCACAUCAGCUAGCACUGAUGUCGAUGGAACAAGACACCGGGGCACCGCCACGACGCAGUGCCAGGCUUGCAGGGCGUGCUCGCUCUGUGAUACCUCUCCGACGCAGGACUCAGCGACUCAGCAGCAGGACGACUCCAGCGCCAUCGAGUACAACAUUGACGGUACCGGGUACCACCAGAGUUCUUCCCGCAUGCCCGGAACAAGGGGCCCGUGAGCCGUUGGCAGAUUACCUUCAGCGGGUACAGGCAUUCACCGAUGCCGUAGCAACCGCAAAGGCACAUGAGGAAGCAGAGGCGGAACGUCAACGGCUGGCCAAAGAGGCGGCAGCCCAAGCUCAGCAGACUGUUGAGGAUGACGCAGCAACACGGGACCAACGGAAUGCCGCCAGCACGGAAUCCCUGAUUCAUAAUGAGAAUCAGUGGACAACGAUCCUCGAGGGCGUGAUCUUUGUGCCUUCGGAAGAGCAGGCAGAUCCGACACCGGCCGAGGCAGAGAGGACUCACCUGGCUAACGUGAUGUUGAAAAUGAUGCGACUGAUCAUGUGGAACAAUACGAUCAGCAUCGAGGCUAAGGCCUCAGCAGUGCCAGGCUGCACGACAGACGAGAUGAAGCAACUCAACGGGCGCAUCGAUCACGUCGUCAAGCUCAUCGGCGACAUAGGUAUUUUCAAUGGGCCGGACACGAUCAGUAGCACGGUGGCCGCCAUCAAGACGGACAUCACCAAGCUACAGACGAGACCGGACACCGCGACGAAGAGUUACAAGAUGCCACACUUCGACAUCAGCAAGUUCGACGACCACAACAAGACGGACGCCUUGGCAUGGUGGCAACGUUUCCUUAUGGAAGCAAGCUGCCGCAUUGUCCCAGACGACUACAUGAUGAAGGCGCUACACUUACAGCUGAUUGGAGGAGCGCAGGCAUGGAUGAACCACCUGGCGGCUACCCACACAUGCACCAUCGCCGAACUUCACACACACAUCACGUGGAAGGAGUUCGAGCAGCUAUGGUUCACCCGGUUCAUGGUCCGCAACGUCGUGAAGGCGGCCAUGAACGAGGUGUACACCUGCUCUCAAGGAAGUAUGCCAACUCGAGACUGGACAACCAAGUGGCAGAAGAUAGUGACCACGCCAGGCUUCGAUUUGACUUUUUCAAAUCAACCAUCCGAGUUCUUCUCGCGAUCGUGCGCAGGAUUGCGGUCCGCACUCGGUAAUGAGUACGACUAUACCUCGUUCCAGGCCAUCCUGGAUGGCGCAAACCUGGUCUUCCAAACGGACGACAAGGCUGCUAACGAGAAACAAUCCCAGCCGCAUUAUGUGGCUAAGCAGGGCUAUCAACGCCCGGCACAUAACAAUGCCGUAAUCUCUGAAGGAACAGACGAUCUCCACGCUGCAGCAACAUCCUCGAGUGAUGGAGGAAUUGUAGCAGCGCUCCCGCCGAAGCGUCCUGAGAGGGUCCGGAAACCCAAGGCGACAAAUGAGACGACAUCGACGGGAACUGGGCAGCAGCCAUGGACGGCCUACAACAUCACAAAGGAAGUCUAUGAACUUCGUCAGAAGUACAGAUAUUGCCUUUGGUGCAAUGGAGUCACACACUUGACUGCACAAUGCCCCGAAAAGGGCAAGGCACGCGUACUUCACGGACCAGCCGCGUCACCGCCGGACCCACGCAUUUCUCACCUCUUGGACGAGUAUAGAGACGUCUUCGAGGCUCCCACCGGAACGGUCCCGGAUCGGCCCAUACGUCACGGGAUCACUCUCGAGGCUGGCGCCGUCCCUCCGCGUGGAUGUAUCUACCGCAUGAGCGAAGAGGAACUCGAGGUGCUUCGCGCACAACUCGAUGACCUUCUCGACAAGGGCUGGAUUCGCCCUAGUUGCUCGCCAUACGGUGCACCUGUUCUCUUCGUCUGGAAGAAGAACAAAGACCUACGGUUAUGCAUCAAUUAUCGGAAACUUAACGCACAAACCGUAAAGAACGUCGACCCUCUCCCUCGGAUUGAUGAUCUUCUUGAGCAGUUAUGCGGCGCGACGUACUUCUCGAAGUUGGACUUGAAGUCAGGUUACCACCAGAUUGAAAUCCAGCCUCAAGACCGGUACAAGACCGCGUUCAAGACGCGGUACGGGCAUUUUGAGUGGGUUGUCAUGCCUUUUGGCCUCACCAAUGCCCCCGCAACUUUUCAAGCAGCUAUGACGACUGAGUUUCGCGACUUGCUCGAUCGCAGUGUCCUCAUCUACCUCGAUGACAUCUUGGUCUAUAGCAGGACGUUGGACGAGCACAUCACACACCUUCGUGCUGUUUUGAAUCGUUUGCGACUGGCCAAGUACAAAGCGAACUCGACAAUUUGCCACCGCAACAAGGGUCGAUCUCGAGUCCCCUUCGGUGAACUGAAACCAUUGCCGAUUCCGCGGGCACCGCGCCUCUCCAUUGCUAUGGACGUGACAKGCCYGUUUCCCCGCGAUCGCCACGGCCAUGACGGUAUUCUCACGGUCGUUGACCGUUUGAGCAAGUAUGCUCGCUUCCUUCCUUGCAAGUAUCAUGCUGUAGCGCCUGAGCUCGCACGACUCUUGCACACUGGUUGGAUUACCAACCAGGGUGUUCCGGAAGACAUAGUAAGCGACCGAGAUACUCGCUUCGUGUCGGCCUUUUGGACUUCCCUCAUGGCUGAGUCCGGUACGACAACGAAGCCGAGCUCGGCUCGACACCUGCAGACGGAUGGCCAGACGGAGCGAGCGCACCAGACCGCUCAGAUGAUGUUGCGUACGCUCAUUCGUCCCGACCAGAAAGAUUGGGUUGACCGGCUUCCCGACAUCGAGUUCGCCUAUAACACUUCGGUGCACCCGGCGAUCUGCGUCACACCAUUCGAGCUACAUCAUGGUGGAGAGAAAGCACGAAUCUUCGCUGAUCUCCUUUUGCCACAGGCCGCCGACAUAGACGUCCCUUGCUCUCCCGCUUCCGUUCGGAAGUACCGGGACUUGCUGAUCAAAGCCCGUGCAAAUAUGCAAAAGGCUCAGAUCCGCAUGCAGCAGAAGGCUAACCGACGUCGACUUCCAUGUCCUUUCCGCGAGGGAGACCUUUUUUGGGUCCUCUCCGAGGAAUUUGCGCUCGAGCAGGAUGUUUCGUGCAAACUCCUUUCGAAAUGGUUCGGACCAUGGGAAGUCACUUCUGCCGUUGGAGACGACCCCGCAGGUCCUUUCUUCGUGAUCAACAUUCCUCCGCACCUUACAGUGCAUCGGGUCUUCCACGCAUCGAAGCUGGCCAUCUACACGCCACCUUCAGAUGACGAGUUUCCCGGACGUCGAUCACAGGAUCCGACCUCCAUGGACGGACAUCAGGAAGUGGACCGAGUCAUCACGCACCGCAAGUAUGGCAACAAGCCAAUUCAAGCAAUGUGCGCCGGAUGACACUCGGUGGAUCUCUAGUGCAGACUUGCAAACUUCUGCACCCCUUAUCUUCGCCAACUAUGAG